GCAGCACCAUCUCCCUUCUCGGUUUCCCUCCCCUCUCCGUCUUCCUCUCCGUUUAUAUUUCUCCACGGCCUCUCCGGCUCUUGCUCUGCCCGCGACGACCAAAAAAACCCCCAACACCGAACCACACCAGCACGCCACGCGCCCGCGGCCACCGCAAAUCCCGCCUCCUCCCACCGCGAUGGGGAGAACCAUUCAUCCCCGAGCUCCGCGCUUGUGAUCUCGCUCGCACCCAACAAUUCCUCCGCCGAGGCCGACCGAGCAGGCACCGACUACCAACAUUUCGUUCGUGCGCUCGAAAGGAGCCGUCGUUCGUGCUCCAAGGACCGAGAGGGGGGGGCGGGCAAUGGCGGCGGCGUGGGCCCGAGCGAAGCGCGCGCUCGCCACCUGCCUCUGCGUCAGCUUUCCCGCGCGCCAGAGGGCCAUCGAGGACGCGCCGCCGCCGCCGGCGGUGGAGGCGCCGUCUUCAGUGUCUGAGGACAAGCUGGAGUCCGCCUCCGUGUCCGUGCGGCGGCUGACGAGCUUUGGGAGCCGGAGUUCGCAGCAGAAGACAUGUGCUAUUUGCCUUGGUGGCAUGAGAUCAGGGCAGGGACAUGCCUUGUUCACUGCUGAAUGCUCCCACAAGUUCCAUUUUCACUGCAUCUCUUCAAAUAUCAAGCAUGGCAACCUCAUCUGCCCGAUAUGCCGCGCUGAGUGGAAAGAACUCCCAGGCGCUCAACCUGCAGAUGCCAAUUAUGGACGAGCUAGAGUAAACCCAUUAAAUUGGCCCCAGGAUGAAGGGCACAUGGCUGUUGUCCGCAGGCUUUCCCAUACAUACAGUGGAAACCUGCAGGAGCACCUCCCUUUCUUCCGUACUCUGGAGGCAGGCAUUUUCAAUGACGAUGAGCACAUAGAUCUUCAGUCUGAUAUGAACGACGAACAUAAUGCUAUCACUGGUUCAGUUAAAAUCAAGGCAUAUUCAGAAUUUCCAGCUAUUGAACAAUCAGUGACCAAGGAGAUCUUUGCUAUCUUGAUCCAUCUCAGGGCUCCAAAAUCUUCACACUCAGCGAGCUCCCGUGCACCUCUUGACCUUGUCACUGUGCUUGAUGUCAGCGGUAGCAUGGCAGGGACCAAAAUUGCACUUCUGAAGAAUGCCAUGAGCUUUGUUAUCCAAACCCUUGGACCCAACGACCGCCUGUCUGUCAUUGCUUUCUCAUCUACAGCACGUAGACUCUUUCCUCUUCGGCGAAUGACAUUAGCCGGUAGGCAGCAAGCCUUGCAAGCUGUCAGUUCCCUUGUUGCAAGUGGUGGCACAAACAUUGCUGAUGGGCUAAAGAAAGGCGCUAAAGUGAUUGAGGACCGUCGGUUGAAGAAUCCUGUUUGCAGCAUCAUUCUUCUCUCUGAUGGUCAAGACACAUAUACACUCCCUUCUGACAGGAAUCUACUAGAUUACAGUGCCCUUGUCCCACCUUCAAUCCUUCCUGGAACAGGCCAUCACGUCCAGAUCCACACCUUUGGUUUCGGCUCAGAUCAUGAUUCUGCUGCCAUGCAUGCUAUUGCUGAGAUCUCCAGUGGCACAUUCUCAUUUAUCGAUGCUGAAGGCUCGAUCCAAGAUGGAUUUGCUCAGUGUAUUGGUGGCCUCCUGAGUGUUGUGGUUAAGGAGAUGCGGUUGGGCAUUGAGUGUGUUGACAAUGGUGUGCUACUGACUUCCAUCAAGUCUGGUGGGUAUACAAGUCAAGUUGCUGAAAAUGGACGUGGUGGUUCAGUUGAUAUUGGUGACCUGUAUGCAGAUGAAGAGAGGGGGUUUCUGCUCACUCUACAUGUCCCACCUGCGCAGGGACAGACUGUGCUGAUCAAACCAAGUUGUACAUAUCAUGACGCUAUCACUAUGGAGAACAUCGAAGUACAUGGUGAGGAAGUAAGGAUUCAGCGCCCUGAGCAUCAUGUCGACUGCAAAAUGUCUCCUGAGGUUGAGCGUGAGUGGCACCGUGUUCAAGCCACAGAGGACAUGUCUGCCGCACGGGCUGCAGCUGAGGUAGGUGCUUUCUCUCAGGCCGUGGCAAUCCUCGAAGCCCGUAGGAGGAUACUGGAGUCACAAGCAGCACAAUCUUCAGAUAACCAGUGCCUGGCAUUGAUGACGGAGCUGAGGGAGAUGCAGGAGAGAGUGGAGAACCGGCGGAGGUACGAGGAAUCAGGCAGGGCUUUCAUGCUGGCCGGCCUGAGCUCACACUCAUGGCAGAGAGCAACUGCACGUGGGGACUCAACAGAGAUCACUACCACUAUUCAUACCUAUCAGACGCCAACCAUGGUUGACAUGCUGCAGCGCUCUCAGAUUCUCGUGGCACCCACUGCUGACAUGCUGAACCGCUCCCCAACUGUGGCGCCUUCACAGAGGUCUCCACAUAGGUUCAGCCGGUCAUCCAGGUCCAGGACAACAAAAUCCUUCUCUGAGCAACUCCUGUGAUGCAUCCUGAUCAUGACGCAGGUCUAGCUAUAACUGUCAAAAUAUUAGGUGAAUGUAAUCUGUUCAUUUUUUUAGUUUAUUCCUACAGCUGAUACUUCCAUUUUCAGUAUUCUAUAGCAGACAUGGGCCUAGAAGUCCUGGGGUAUAAAUUGGUUUGGUGUACAUGGUUGGAAUUUAGAAAGGAUUUGUUCUGUAAAUAAACUUGUCCCUUGAAUUCUGGUCAA
Sorghum bicolor (sorghum) is the source of this 2664-nucleotide messenger RNA. RefSeq lists its product as uncharacterized. The record is from RefSeq and is a predicted model, not a curated record. Bases 344 to 2440 code for a protein of 698 amino acids. Lineage: Eukaryota; Viridiplantae; Streptophyta; Magnoliopsida; Poales; Poaceae. The transcript is spliced from 2 exons.